AUGGUUUCGGAAGUAGCAAGCUCUAUUGAUAUCUCUGUAGAAUCAAGUGUUCAGUUUGUUGAAUCAAUUGAAACACCUACAACUGAUGCACCUGAAACAGUUUCAUUAGAAGCAACAGCUGAGAUUGUGGAAGAAGUUGUAGAAAUCAAACACAAGAAGAAGAUUUCAAAAACGAAAACAGAGUCCGAAUCGAAGAACGCUGAGCUAACCGAAACAAAAGAGAAGAAGGAGGCAGAAACUAAGGAAGAUGCCGACAAAGACAAAAAAGGAGCAGCAGGACCUAAGAAGGCCGCUGAGACCAAGAAUGAGACUGAGCUCGAAAAAUCUGAAGAGACCAAACCGAAGAAGAGAGUUGUGAAGAAGAAAACUGAUGAAUCAGAUUUCUCUAUCAGUCAAACUUCGUCGGCUGAUGCUUCUACGGAAAUCAUUGAUGAUGGUAAGGUCAAGAAGGAGACCGAGGCUAAGACCAAGAAGGAGGCCGAGGUCAAGACCAAAAAGGAGGCUGAUGAUAAGGCUAAGAAGGAAGCUGACGAGAAGGCCGAGAGGGAUCUUGAAGCCAAGAACAAGAAGGAAGCUGACGAAAAGGCUAAAAAGGAGGCCGAGGCCAAGACCAAGAAGGAAGCUGAUGUUAAGGCUAAGAAGGAAGCUGACGAGAAGGCCGAGAGGGAUCUUGAAGCCAAGAACAAGAAGGAAGCUGACCAAAAGGCUAAAAAGGAGGCCGAGGCCAAGACCAAAGAGGCCGAAGCCAAGGCCAAGAAGGAGGCUGAUGAUAAGGCCAAGAAGGAGGCUGAUGAUAAGGCCAAGAAGGAGGCCGAGGUCAAGACCAAGAAGGAAGCCGACGAGAAGGCCAAGAAGGAGAAUGACGAGAAGGCCAAGAAGGAUCUCGAAGCCAAGACCAAGAAGGAAGCUGACGAAAAGGCCAAGAAGGAAGCUGACGAAAAGGCUAAAAAGGAGGCCGAGGCCAAGACCAAGGAGGCCGAAGCCAAGACUAAGAAGGAGGCUGAUGAUAAGGCCAAGAAGGAGGCUGAUGAUAAGGCCAAGAAGGAGGCCGAGGUCAAGACCAAGAAGGAAGCCGAUGAGAAGGCCAAGAAGGAUCUUGAAGCCAAGACCAAGAAGGAAGCUGACGAAAAGGCCAAGAAGGAAGCUGACGAAAAGGCUAAAAAGGAGGCCGAGGCCAAGACCAAGGAGGCCGAAGCCAAGACUAAGAAGGAGGCUGAUGAUAAGGCCAAGAAGGAGGCUGAUGAUAAGGCCAAGAAGGAUCUUGAAGCCAAGACCAAGAAGGAAGCUGACGAAAAGGCCAAGAAGGAAGCUGACGAAAAGGCUAAAAAGGAGGCCGAGGCCAAGACCAAGGAGGCCGAAGCCAAGACUAAGAAGGAGGCUGAUGAUAAGGACAAGAAGGAGGCUGAUGAUAAGGCCAAGAAGGAGGCCGAGGUCAAGACCAAGAAGGAAGCCGACGAGAAGGCCAAGAAGGAGAAUGACGAGAAGGCCAAGAAGGAUCUCGAAGCCAAGACCAAGAAGGAAGGUGACGAGAAGGCCAAGAAGGAGGCAGAUGAUAAGGCCAAAACCAAGAAGGAAGCUGACGAGAAGGCCAAAAGGGAGGCCGAGGCCAAGACCAAGGAGGCCGAGGCCAAGACCAAAAAGGAGGCUGAUGAUAAGGUUAAGAAGGAGGCUGACGAGAAGGCCAAGAAGGAGGCUGUAGCCAAGAAGGAGGCUGAUGAUAAGACCAAGAAGGAGGCUGAAGCCAAGAAGGAGGCCGACGUCAAGACCAAGAAGGUGGCUAACGACAAGGCCAGGAAGGAUCUUGAAGCUAAGACCAAGAAGGAAGCUGACGAGAACGCUAAGAAGGAAGCCGAGGCUAAGAUCAAGAAGGAGGCUGAUGAUAAGGCCAGGAAUGAGGCCGAGGCCAAGAAGGAGGCUGAUGAUAAGGCCAAAAAGGAGGCUGAUGAUAAGGCCAAGAAGGAGGCCGAGGUCAAGACCAAGAAGGAAGCCGACGAGAAGGCCAAGAAGGAGACAGAGGCCAAGACCAAGGAGGCCGAGGCCAAGACCAAAAAGGAGGCUGAUGAUAAGGCUAAGAAGGAAGCUGACGAGAAGGCCAAGAAGGAGACUGAUUAUAAGGUUAAGAAAGAGGCUGAUGAUAAGGCCAAGACCAAAGAGGCCGAGGCCAAGACCAAGAAGGAGGCUGAUGAUAAGGCCGAAAAGGAGUCUGACGACAAGGCCAAGAAGGAAACUGACGAGAAGGCCAAGAAGGAAGCCGAGGCCAAAACCAAGAAGGAGUCUGACGAGAAGGCCAAGACCAAGAAGGAAGCCGACGAGAAGGCCGCCAAGAAGGAGACAGAGGCCAAGACCAAGGAGGCCGAGGCCAAAACCAAGAAGGAGGCUGACGAAAAGACCAAGACCAAGGAGGCCGAAGCCAAGACUAAGAAGGAGGCUGAUGAUAAGGCCAACAAGGAGGCUGAUGAAAAGGCUAAGAAAGAGGAGCAAUCUGACGUUGAUGUUUCGAAGUCCGUAGAAGAGAAAACGACAAAGAAAACCACCAUGAAAAAGAAGAAAGAGAAGUCGGUAUCGUCUAUCAGCGAAGAUUUGAGCGUUGAUUCAAGCGCAGAUUUCACAGUGGUGCAGGACAAAGCUGUUGAAACAUCAGAUGAACCUUCAGAUGAGAGUACUUCUGCAACAAUCAAGAAGCCUGCCAAUGAAGAGAAAUCUGAUCAACAAGUUAAAGAAAAGAAGAAGGUCAUCAAGAAGAAACCAUCAGAAAAGAAGGAGAAGUUGACAUCGGAUGUCAGUUCGGACGAGUCUCGUAGAGAUGUCGAAUCAGAUAAUCUGAAGAUUUGUCGACUGCUUCCACUAUCAAAAUGCAAAAGGAAUCUGAUGAGAGUGGAAUAG
Caenorhabditis briggsae is the source of this 2883-nucleotide messenger RNA. The record is from RefSeq and is a predicted model, not a curated record. Lineage: Eukaryota; Metazoa; Nematoda; Chromadorea; Rhabditida; Rhabditidae. The transcript has 2 exons. The coding region runs from base 1 to 2883 and encodes 960 amino acids.